Blastomyces gilchristii SLH14081 is the source of this 187-nucleotide messenger RNA. RefSeq lists its product as uncharacterized. The record is from RefSeq and is a predicted model, not a curated record. The annotation marks the transcript as partial. The transcript has a single exon. NCBI's taxonomy places the organism in Eukaryota, Fungi, Ascomycota, Eurotiomycetes, Onygenales, Ajellomycetaceae.
AUACUCAGGGACUCAUCUCUCAUUGACAAUGAGAUUGUGAAAAUGCACUGUGAUGCGAGGAUCAUUGAUAGAGAAUCUAGGCAUAUUCACAUAUAUCUGGUCAGAGAUUGUGUGAGUAGGAGAGAGAUGAUCAUAGGCUCACAGAGCUGCAGAAGAUACUGGCAACAUCAGAAGCUUCACAAGAACU